AGAAAAAAAUACACACCAAUUCGAUUAAAAAUCAGAAGGCAGAUUAGGCAAAGAAUUGGUGAAAAAACCUCGAAAAGCCAAGCCCAGGGCGAGGAUCCGCUUAGCUUACCCUUCUCCGUCACCGCCGCCGCUUGUUGCUUUUUUGCUGUAACUUCUUAUAGAUAUGGAUUUGAAUUUUCAGGAAAAAAUGGAAGGAGAUGAUGACUAUGUGGAGUAUGUUCCAGUUGCCAAGCGUCGGGCAAUUGAGGCGCAGAAAAUUCUUCUGCACAAAGGGCAGGCUACCACGCUUGAUGAUGAUAUUGAAAUGCAGAAACUUCUUGAGGUUAAACCCAGUUUAUUGGUCAAGGCUUCUCAACUCAAGAAGGAGCAGCCAGAAGUAACUCAAACUGAGCAAAUAGUACAGCAGGAAAAGGAGAUGAUUGAAAAUUUGUCAGAUAGGAAAACUUUAAUGUCAGUUCGGGAGCUGGCAAAGGGAAUUACUUAUACGGAGCCUUUGUUGACUGGUUGGAAGCCACCAUUGCCGAUAAGGAGGAUGUCAAAGAAGGCGUGUGAUAUCAUUCGGAAGCAGUGGCAUAUUAUUGUGGAUGGUGAAGAUAUUCCCCCUCCGAUCAAGAAUUUUAAGGAUAUGCGAUUUCCCGAACCAAUUUUAAAGAAGUUGAAAGCCAAGGGGAUUGUUCAGCCUACACCGAUUCAAGUGCAGGGGCUGCCUGUUAUCUUAUCUGGCCGUGAUAUGAUUGGUAUUGCCUUCACAGGAUCUGGAAAGACUUUAGUUUUUGUGUUGCCGCUUAUCAUGAUUGCAUUACAAGAGGAGGUGAUGAUGCCAAUCGCGCCAGGUGAGGGACCAUUUGGCUUGAUUAUUUGCCCCUCUAGAGAGCUUGCUAGGCAGACGUAUGAGGUGGUGGAACAGUUUCUUGAACCCAUGAGAGAGUUUGGUUAUCCAGAGUUACGACCAUUACUUUGUAUUGGUGGCGUUGAUAUGAAGUCACAAUUAGAUGUAGUGAAGAAGGGCGUCCACAUAGUUGUUGCUACACCUGGGAGGCUAAAGGAUAUGCUAGCAAAGAAGAAAAUGAACCUUGAUAAUUGCAGUGUUGGCUUUUCCUGCAGAUAUUUGACUCUUGAUGAAGCAGAUCGGUUAGUGGAUCUGGGUUUUGAAGAUGACAUAAGAGAAGUUUUUGAUCACUUUAAAGCGCAAAGACAAACUCUUCUAUUUUCGGCUACCAUGCCCACAAAGAUUCAGAAAUUUGCUAGAAGUGCAUUGGUAAAACCCAUUAUUGUGAAUGUCGGAAGGGCUGGAGCAGCAAAUCUUGAUGUAAUUCAAGAAGUUGAAUACGUGAAACAGGAGGCAAAAAUUGUUUACCUUCUCGAAUGCUUGCAAAAAACCCCACCCCCCGUUCUAAUAUUCUGCGAGAAUAAAGCUGACGUGGACGACAUUCAUGAAUACCUUCUUCUGAAGGGAGUUGAAGCUGUGGCAGUUCAUGGAGGGAAGGAUCAAGAAGAGAGAGAGUAUGCUAUUUCAUCUUUCAAAUCUGGCAAGAAGGAUGUUUUAGUUGCCACAGAUGUAGCAUCAAAAGGUCUUGAUUUCCCUGAUAUUCAGCAUGUUAUCAAUUACGAUAUGCCUGCCGAGAUAGAAAAUUAUGUUCAUAGGAUUGGAAGAACUGGAAGAUGUGGAAAGACAGGAAUUGCAACGACAUUUAUUAAUAAGAACCAGAGUGAAACAACGCUUCUUGAUCUGAAGCACCUGUUGCAAGAGGCGAAGCAGAGGAUACCUCCAGUUCUGGCCGAGCUUAAUGAUCCAAUGGAAGAUGUGGAGGAAAUAGCCAAUGCAAGUGGAGUUAAAGGCUGCGUCUACUGUGGUGGGCUUGGUCAUCGUAUCCGCGAUUGCCCCAAGUUAGAGCAUCAAAAAAGCAUGCAAAUUGCUAGCUCAAGGAGGGAUUAUUUCGGGUCUGGGGGUUACCGAGGGGAAAUGUGAUUUAUACUUUAGAUAUACAUAUUUGUAGUUUGAGCAGCGUUUCAGUUUGUAAUGAGCCAACAGUGCAUGUUCUAGAAUUUUCAGCAAUGCGUUCAGUUUUGUAUGUGCUUCUUUGUCUUUAAUGUUCUUGGGUAUAUGCU
Messenger RNA from Olea europaea var. sylvestris, 2109 nucleotides. Its product is annotated as DEAD-box ATP-dependent RNA helicase 35. Gene Ontology annotation, cellular component: spliceosomal complex. The coding region runs from base 164 to 1969 and encodes 601 amino acids. Gene Ontology annotation, biological process: mRNA splicing, via spliceosome. The transcript has 3 exons. Lineage: Eukaryota; Viridiplantae; Streptophyta; Magnoliopsida; Lamiales; Oleaceae. The record is from RefSeq and is a predicted model, not a curated record. Gene Ontology annotation, molecular function: zinc ion binding; ATP binding; RNA binding.